AUGACCUGCCGUCCCGAAUCUUUACGCCUCUCCGGCAAGCUCCACGAUUUUCCCAGCGAGUGUGUACCAACCUCAGGCGAUCCGCAAAACCGCUCCCCCGAGGCAAUUCAUAUCGACUUCCACCCCGAUCUCCUCUCCACCACACAGCAGACCGCCACAAUGACCUCGAUUGUCUCCAAGCGCCUGGCUGAGGGCAUCCUCGCCCGCCCCUUCCUCAAGAGCCUUGCUGUCCCCUUCUCCAACUGGUACGCCAACGCUGCCGGCCACCGCAAGCUCGGCUUGAGAUUCGACGACCUUACCGAGGAGGAGACCGACAUUGUCCAGAAGGCUCUCGGCCGUCUCUCCCCCAAGGAGUCCUACGAUCGUGUUUUCCGUAUCCGCCGCGCCGUUCAGCUUUCCUACCAGCACAAGCUUCUGCCCAAGGAGGAGUGGACCAAGCCCGAGGAGGACAUCCCCUACCUCUCCCCCAUCAUCGAGCAGAUCCAGGCCGAGGAGGCUGAGAAGCUGGCCUUCGAGACCAUGGAGGUCCAGAAGAAGCACCACUAA
This is a messenger RNA of Colletotrichum truncatum, 546 nucleotides long. RefSeq names its product ubiquinol-cytochrome c reductase complex 14 kda protein. Gene Ontology annotation, biological process: mitochondrial electron transport, ubiquinol to cytochrome c. The record is from RefSeq and is a predicted model, not a curated record. NCBI's taxonomy places the organism in Eukaryota, Fungi, Ascomycota, Sordariomycetes, Glomerellales, Glomerellaceae.